UUCUCCUAAAAUCCAUAAACAAUGCAUCGCUAAAAUCUAUCAACAGUCCACCGAACGUCGCCAAAACCCUAGCCCUUUCUGCAAUCCUCAAAAUUUGAAAAGCUCUGCAGCUGGAUUCAUGACCUAAAAGCGCGCGUGGUUGAUUGGUUAUUCGGUGUGAGGCUAUUCUGGAGUAGGAAGCUUAGUAUCGGCCAUCAGAAAUGGAGCCGACGGAGAAGGAGGUAGAGGUUCGGCUGAGGGAGUUGGGCGUGAGGCUCGCCUCUCCUCCUACGGAUAUCGACGAACUACUUCGUAUUCUCGAUCAAACUGAAAUCUAUCUUUCAAGGGUGGAACAAUCUCCAUCAUCCUCAAUGUCUGAUGCAUUGGGCCCUGUAAUGAAUUCAUUGAUCACCAAAGAGUUUUUAAACCACACAAAGGCAGAUGUUAAGGUUUUUGUUGCAGCUUGCAUCCAUGAAAUCAUUAGAGUAACUGCUCCUGAUGCUCCAUAUAAUGAUGUUUUGAUGAAGGAGAUAUUUGCAAUGAUUGUUGAUGCUUUUGAUAAAUUGGAUGAUAUGUCGGGAUGCUCAUAUUCCAAGAGAGUUACUAUUCUUGAAAUUAUGGCAAAAGUUAACUCUUGUGUUGUAAUGUUGGAUCUUGAAUGUGAUGAUCUUAUUCUACACAUGUUCAAAUAUUUCCUGAAAAGCAUAAGGCCAGACCACCCUACUAAUGUAUUUUCUUCUAUGGAGGCCAUCAUGACACUCAUAUUGGAAGAGAGUGAAGAUAUCUCCCUGGAACUUCUCGUUUGCUUGCUGUCUAAUGUUCAGAAGUCAACAAAGGGCGUUAUACCUGUUGCAUGCAGACUAGCUGAGAAGGUAAUUAGCAAUUGUUUGAUGAAGUUGAAACCUUACAUUUUGGUUGCCGUGCAAUCAAUGGGUACCUGCUUGGAUGAUUUUGGUGACAUUAUUGCUUCUAUCUGCAAAGAUAGUUUUGUUACACCUGAACAUAAUAAGGCGGAUGACAACAAAUUAUCGGAAAGGACAGUUUCUGAUGAAUUGGGUCAGGAAUCUGAGAAGCUGGACAAACCUGUAAGUUGUCUUGUUGAGGUAGGCACUCUUGCUGAUACAACUAUAAAGGUGCUUAGCAAUGGUGUCAUGCCAUUAGGAAAUGGACAUGCGGUUAUAGAACCAAUUUAUCCAGAACUUGAGCUUGAAAGUUCUAUGUCCAAUGAGCAAUGUAAAAAUGUAGUCCCCAUAGGUGAAACUAAUAGUCUAAGCUCCAUUACUGAAAAACCUGCUAAUGAGAUAAAUUUUCAGUAUAUAGAAGCAAAAUCAUCUUCUGUUCAGUUGACAGAUGCUAUUGAUAGUUCUCCGGUAGGUGGUGAUAAGGAAACUUCUACUCCAACUAGUCAGAGAGAUGGACUGAACGGGCAAGCUAAAAUUUUGAAAUCAGACCGUGUGCCUGUUAUGGUGCCAGAAACUAAAGUGCACUUGGAGUCUGAAACGGAUGCUGAACUUCAGCUACUUGCGGGCCUAGUGGAUGCUAUUCCAUGUUUUGAUUCAGCUGCCCCUGCUUAUAGUUCUCCUGUCAGUGGUCUUCCUUCACAUUUUAGUGAAAUGAAAAGCAUUUCACAUAAACCUGCCUCUCUGGCAUGUAAGGAAAUAGUUUCUGAAAUUACUACAAUGGAGAAGGAAGGUCCAACGGCUGUAGUUUAUGAGCAUGAAGAUCAAAGUGUUGCCAGUAUUUCUGAUGGAAAACCAUUACAGGAUUCUAAGAUGUCACUUGCAGAAAAUGCUAUGACUGAAGUUGCUGCAGUUGGUAUCAGUGAUGGCCAGUGUUUGAGGAAACAACAAAAGGAAGCUGCAAGUGUUGUUGCUGAUGCAAAUACUUUCGAAAACCAGCGGGUGUCCAAUCUCAAAAAGCCAAAGGCUGAAGAUGUGGCUGACAGGGAUUCCUCUGCAGAACCUUGUCUGAAGGCUCCAACGGAAGCAAACAAUGAUCAAAAUAAUUGGGUGAAGCUCGCUAGAGGAAGUCCAACGAAGAAGCGUCAAAGAAAAGCCUCUCGAUUAUUUAGCAUGCAUUUGGAUAAUAUUGGUCGUAAGAUAGAAGUGUGGUGGCCUGAUGAUGAGAGGUUCUACACAGGUGUUAUUGAUGCUUUUGAUCCUGUAACAAAGAAGCACAGGGUGGUGUAUGAUGAUGGGGAUGCUGAGAUUUUAUUUUUGAGGAAUGAGCGCUGGAAUUAUAUUGAUUCCAAGAAUUUUGAAAAGGGACAGGAAAAUGAUAUUGCAUGCCCAGAAUCUUCUUCACAAAUGCCAAACAAGCGAAAAGCAAGUACAAGAAAAAGGAACACGGCCAGAGAUGGGAAAUCUGAGGAAUCUGGAGAUCAAAAUUCAACAUUUAAACCAAGAGGCAGCCCCAGACAUACAACUUCAGAACUAGAUCCUUCCCUGUAUGAUAAAACCUCGGAAAGUUUAGUCGAUGAGGAAACCAAGUUUGAUACAGAUAAGAAUUAUUCUACUAAGUUUAAAUUGAACCGAAGGUUCAAACGAAAGAACAUUUCAACAUCGGGUGGUACCGAAUCUGUUAUGAGAUCUACGGAUGGGUCUGAAGGUGACUCUUUUGGAAGAAAAUUAAAGAUUUUUGAUAAGGAUGAAGGAACUGAAUCUGAUUCUCAUAAAAUAAAUUCUCCUUUAGAUGAGAACUUUAGAAGUUGGAGGAAAUCAGCAUUAAAGUUUAGGGUUAAGUUUAGUAGAAUUUUGCAUGAGGAAGCACUGAAAUCUCCUAACAAUGGUGAUAAGGGAACCAUUACUGAAUCCUCUGAAACAAACAAUGGUUUAAUAGCUGAUACUGAUGAAGAAUUAAAGUUGAACCAAUUGUCCGCCCAUGGUGUUUCCAAUUCAAUCAUGUCUCAUAUUGGUGCUCCAACGACAGCAAACAUUGAUCAAAAUAUUUUGGUGAAGUUUGAUAGAGGAAGUCCAACAAAGAAGCGUCACAGAAAGGCCUCUCGAUUAUCUAGCAUGCAUUUGGAUAAUAUUGGCCGUAAGAUAGAAGUGUGGUGGCCUGAUGAUGAGAGGUUCUACACAGGUGUUAUUGAUGCUUUUGAUCCUGUAACAAAGAAGCACAGGGUGGUGUAUGAUGAUGGGGAUGCUGAGAUUUUAUUUUUGAGGAAUGAGCGCUGGAAUUAUAUUGAUUCCAAGAAUUUUGAAAAGGGACAGGAAAAUGAUAUUGCAUGCCCAGAACGUUCUUCACAAAUGCCAAAAAAGCGAAAAGCAAGUUCAGCAAAAAGGAAUGCGGCGAGAGAAAGGUCAGUCGGAACCCCCUUAUUUAUUGCGUUAUUUUAUUUGUACAUUUACAUAUAUACCAUCUAAUUCCUAUGUAUUUUACACA
Molecule: messenger RNA, 3363 nt
Organism: Phalaenopsis equestris
Lineage: Eukaryota; Viridiplantae; Streptophyta; Magnoliopsida; Asparagales; Orchidaceae
Exons: 20
Coding region: 201-3344 (1047 amino acids)
Biological process (GO): mitotic sister chromatid cohesion; DNA repair
Cellular component (GO): chromatin; nucleus
Source: RefSeq, a predicted model, not a curated record